AUCAGUUUGGUGGGCUGUGAUUCUCGGCAGCGCAUGACACAUCUGGAUGGAGGCAGUCAGUGAAGGGGAGGUGUGUGUGUGAGAGAAGAAGAGAGGGAGAGAAGGAGAGGCAGCACACACUCCUCAGCCCGCGCACACAAAUGGAGAGGGAACCAGCAGAAGGCAUUAUUUUUCCAUGCACAGAAUUAUUUUCCCUGUGCGUAGGCUGUGCGAUGUAAAGUCAAGAGAUGGCCGCGAGUGAAACGAAUGGGGACAGAAAAAGUGAGGAUAAAGGAAGAGGAGGAGGCGGACUACCUCAGUCGCCCUCGAACCUGAGUCGUGGACAAUCCCCAGGGACCAAGAGGCAUCUUCCUCGAGGGAUUGUGAUCCAGCUCACGGGGACAGAGGGAGAAUGGGACAGUCUGGACGACAGUGAGCUCAUCUUCUCCCUCGACCAUGAAGACGACUACCCCUCCAUAUCUCUAUCCAAAGUAAGGCAGCUUUCUGUCGAGGGUGACAGAAGGCUGCAUUCCCAAGCUUUCCAUGUCCCUCUUUCCCCCUCCUCUCCUGGCUCUCUGGGUAACAUCUCAUGCACCGGCAGCAGCUUCCUUUCCCCGGCUGUUUCCUCACCCACCCAUAGACCCCUCGCAAAGUCUCUCUCGACGGAGCUGGAUAUCAAAGAAGGUGCUACCCUCAGACCCAAACCCUUUCUCAGCCUCGUGAAGUCGAUAUCCACUGAGAUCUCCCGCUCGGAGCCGGAGGUGUCACAGUCAAAAUCAGACUCCCGCUUGAACCUCCACCUGUGGAAGCAGUUCACCCAACCAAAAACCAGAAGCAAUGGCGACUCCCGCACCGCCCCGCCGUCUCCUUGCGCUCACUCCCCAAGUGGAGAAGGGCGAGGGGGUUUCUUCAAGAUGGAGUUGGAGGACACCAAGAGGAAGCUCUCGGAGGCCGUGCACGAGCCUCUGAGCAGCAUGUUCAGUAAGAUCAUGAGAGAAGAUAGCGCAAGUAGCCCCAAACACCAAUCCAAAAACCAGGGGGCUCAGCAGGUCAGCUCCAGAAGUUUAGGGCGUGAAGGUAGCACGGACACAAAUCUCUCCGAAUCUCCUGUGAGGAGCACUAAGAGAACAGAAGCCGAUGUAUUGCCGGUGUUUGACUGGCCUUCUGUUAGGUCUCCUGGGAGAAUCCACCGUAUUCCCUGCCCUGUGCAUCACAACAGACAACAUCACGGGGAUGAGGAACUGGAAAUAUGUACAGACGGAGAUGUUAUGCAAGUGUUAGCCGUGGAGACUCACAGGAAGGCGAGGAGAUCCCCUACCGUUGAAGCACCCAUGGUUAGCACUUCUUCUCUUUCUCAGCCCCAUCCUCUCCCACGCAUGACUUUGUUGGGCAUCGCGUUGCUGUCCUAUGGAUACUUCAUCCUGCCUCUCAGCCCGUACUUCUCCGGCCUGGCUCUGGGAUUAGCGUUGGGCUUCUUGCUGGGACUGUUACUCAUUAAGAUGGGUUCCCCCAGGUCACGCUGCUCUGAUCCUUCAUUCAGACCAGCACAGACUCUGCUGGGAGAGGAGAUCCUGACAGGUGGCAACGUCAGCACUGAACCUGACCCCCUCAAGGGCUGGAUGAAUGAAAUACACGAUUACGACCCAGAAACCUACCAUCCGGCUCUGACUCACUCAGUGUUUGCUGCCCUGGAGGGCUCCUGUCUCCGUCUGGACUCCCCGCGUAACAACAUCAGCCGCAGGGCCGUGUACGAUGAGAGGGUCCACGAGGCCACCUUCGUCAAGUCACGCUCCUUUCAGCUUGCAAAAAGCAAAGUAUUCCUGCUGCCAUCUGUUCUGGCUCGGAAGAGGAUGUGGAACCCAAAGUAUCCCAUCUGCAUCCAACUGGCCGCCGGAGCGAACUCCCAGGAGGAUGAGGGAGGACGAUGGGAGGAGAGCCUGGGAGAGGAGUCGGGAGCUGACCCUGGAAGUCCUCAACAAAGACCCUCCAAACCCGCCGGUGAUAUUCCCAGGACCCUUUACCUCUUCGGACGCACAGGAAGAGAGAAAGAAGAGUGGUUUCGUCACUUCCUGCAAGCGUCCACGGAUACAGAGAGGGAAACAGAGAGGGAGCCUGGCAGAUGUGAGUCCAGAUCGGGUGAGCCAGAGUUAGCACACAGUGUUUCCGCCAAAGGUAAUGUCUCAAGCAGAGGCCCCAGCAGAAUAGGCAGCAGUGACGAAGACGCCACCUUCACACCUCCAGCACCCAGCCUCCCUGCAGCUCCUGUCAGUCAGACAUCCAGCAGCACCAGGGGCUUCUCUCUGCUAGACUACCACCGAUACAUGUUUCAUCUCCUGGCCACAGAGGACUUCACCCCCCUCUCCAGUCCUGGAGCCAGCAGCAGUGCAGAACCGAGCCCCACCACCAUCAAAGGGAAUUGUACCUGUGAUUCAGCAGAGCAUCCUGGGACGAGCCAGACUGCGUGGGCUAACGCACUAAUUGGUCGGAUCUUCUGGGACUUCCUGCGAGAGAAGCACUGGGCCGACGUGGUUUCCUGCAAGAUCCAGAAGAAGCUGAGCAAAAUCAGACUGCCUUACUUUAUGAAUGAGCUGACUCUGACUGAGCUGGAUAUGGGAUGCUCGAUGCCGCAAAUCACCGCUACCUCCAGACCAGAAGUCAACCACAGAGGCCUGUGGGUGGAGCUACAGCUGGUUUACACUGGCGCCCUGCAGAUGACCCUGCAGACCAAGUUCAACCUGUCCAAGCUGGGUAAAGACGGUGGUGGUCAGGAUGCAGACUGUACGUCGGAAACUAGUAGUCCACGCUGCAGGCCAAUCUUCAGCGUGUUGGCGGACAGUGAUGAGGAGUCCUCCAGCGCUGGUUCCUCUGAUGAGGAAGAGCUGCUUCUAUCUGAGCCUCAGGGCCCAGUGGGGGACAAGGGAUCCACACCAGCUGCUGAUGGGACAGGGGGCGGAAAGACUGGGAGGAAGAUUUUGAGAUUUGUGGACAAAAUCGCUAAAUCCAAGUAUUUCCAGAAGGCGACGGAGAACGAGUUCAUUAAGAAGAAGUUUGAGGAGAUGUCUAACACCCCGCUGCUGCUCACUGUGGAGGUUCAGGAGCUGUCAGGGACUCUGGUCGUCAACAUCCCGCCACCCCCUACUGACCGGAUAUGGUACAGCUUCUGCGUUCCCCCAAAGCUGGACCUGCACGUCCGUCCCAAACUCGGGGAGAGGGAGGUGACUUUCUGCCAUGUGACCGAGUGGAUUGAAAAGAAACUGCAGGAUGAGUUCCAGAAAGUGUUUGUACUGCCAAAUAUGGACGACAUAUACGUACCCCUGAUGCAUUCUGGGGCGGACAGCCCUCGAGCCUCUCAGUCCCAGCGUUCCCACUGCUCCUCCACGGAGUCCAUCGAGAGGAUCCCGCCGGAGAUCUCAGAGUCUGACUAGUGCCUCUUGUUAAUGGUCGCAUAUUAGGGGCUUUAUUCUGAGUGAAAGGGUCAUGUUCCUCUCUCUGAUGAUUUGUAUGUCUUCAUGGGGUCAUUAUGGCCUUACAGUCAUACAUUUACAAGAAUAAAGUUGGGUAUUCUCUCAGAUUAAAGUGGUACAUUUCCAAUUUCAAUUUCAAAUGUUUUGUUUUAUUCUUGUCAAGGAACCAGAUUGCUCUGCUGUGCUCAGUUAGAUCAACCUCCUCACUCCACAGAUUUGCUUUGAGUUAGAUCAUAUUACAUUACAUAAGAUCAUACAGCAAGAUGUGUUACAGCAGCAUGUUUACAAGGCAUAUCACACCACAUAAAGUGACACAAUCAAAUAGAGCACCUGUGUCCAGCAGUGGCUCAGUAAGUAGGGGCUUGGACUGGGAAUCGUAGGGUCGCCGGUUCAAUCCCCGAACAGACUUGAAAUAUGGAAAGUGGACUGCUACUUGGAGAGGUCCCAGUUCACCUCCUAGGCCCUGCUGUGGUGCCCUUGAGCAAGGCACCGGACACCUCCAAUCCCCCCUCCCCAUUGCUGCCCGGGCGCUGCACAAUAGCUGCCCACUGCUCCUAGUACUAGGAUGGGUUAAAUGCAGAGGACCAAUUUCACUGUGUGUGCUCUGCUGUGUGCAUGUAUGUGACUAAUAAAGAGGGUUUCAUCCUCCGAUCUAUCUGUGAAAUACACAAUAUAAAGGAGGCGGAAAAAGAAAUUGGGCCUAAUUUGAAGAAAGCUAGAUACUCUAAUGUUGAAUACCAUUGUACAUCGUCAGUAAAGCAAUGUGAUGUGAUUUCUUGACAAGAAAAAUAUAAUUCUCCAAAUUGUUUUAUUUAAUUAACAACUUCAUAAUCUCAGAGAAUAUUUAAAUAUGUUUUUCAUUUCAAUUCAUGACUUUAAUUUGAAAGCUUCUCAUUUAUUUCUUGAAUAUUAUCCCCCUUGCGGUCGUAGAGAGUUCACGUUGCAAAUUGGAUUCACAUAUUACCAGUGGGAACAGUGGGUCAAUAUAGAGUCAAAUCUGGCUCUAAGGGCUUUAAAAGCUCUAAAACUGAUUUAUGUCUUGAGUUUUUGACCGUCUGAUGUUCAGCGCUGCAGGUGUUUGUGUGACUCAAGGAGAAUCUGGGGUUUGUUUGGAACAGAUUCCUGUACAAACAAAGCACUACAAGUGAUACCUUUUACAACUGUUUACAUGUAAAUGAUCCCUAUGAGAUUAUGUAAAUAUAUGUAUUUAUUUGCUGCUUUGAUUGUUUACAGCUGGAUGUAAUU
Molecule: messenger RNA, 4688 nt
Organism: Eleginops maclovinus (Patagonian blennie)
Lineage: Eukaryota; Metazoa; Chordata; Actinopteri; Perciformes; Eleginopidae
Gene: tex2l
Product: testis expressed 2, like
Exons: 12
Coding region: 228-3404 (1058 amino acids)
Cellular component (GO): endoplasmic reticulum
Molecular function (GO): lipid binding
Source: RefSeq, a predicted model, not a curated record